This is a messenger RNA of Penicillium daleae, 375 nucleotides long. RefSeq names its product 60S ribosomal protein uL29. The transcript is spliced from 4 exons. The record is from RefSeq and is a predicted model, not a curated record. Gene Ontology annotation, biological process: maturation of LSU-rRNA from tricistronic rRNA transcript (SSU-rRNA, 5.8S rRNA, LSU-rRNA); translation. Gene Ontology annotation, molecular function: mRNA binding; structural constituent of ribosome. Gene Ontology annotation, cellular component: cytosolic large ribosomal subunit; ribosome. The coding region runs from base 1 to 375 and encodes 124 amino acids. Lineage: Eukaryota; Fungi; Ascomycota; Eurotiomycetes; Eurotiales; Aspergillaceae.
AUGUCGUCCAAGGUCAAGGCUGGUCAGCUCUGGGGAAAGAACAAGGAGGAGCUCUCCAAGCAGCUCGAGGAGUUGAAGACCGAGCUUAACCAGCUCCGCGUCCAGAAGAUCGCCAACGGCGCUUCUACCAAGACCCAGAGAAUCUCCGAGGUUCGCAAGUCGAUCGCUCGCGUUCUCACCGUCAUCAACGCCAACCAGCGCGCUCAGCUGCGUCUGUUCUACAAGAACAAGAAGUACAUCCCUCUGGACCUCCGCCCCAAGCUCACCCGUGAGCUCCGCCGCCGGCUCACCAAGUUCGAGGCUACCCGGACCACCGAUCGCCAGCGCAAGCGCGAGAUCCACUUCCCCCAGCGGAAGUACGCCGUUAAGGCUUAA